This is a messenger RNA of Lactuca virosa, 1686 nucleotides long. NCBI's taxonomy places the organism in Eukaryota, Viridiplantae, Streptophyta, Magnoliopsida, Asterales, Asteraceae. The record is from the annotation of a GenBank genome assembly.
AUGAGUUAUGUGAAUUCUUGUUCAGAUUUGCAUUCAACUAUUAAUGAACAAUCACUUCAUGAUCAAUCAUCUUCAAGUAUGAAUAUUGAUCAUUCAAAUAACAGUAAUUCUUGUUAUAGUUUUGAUUUUGACCUCUACAAUACUGAAACUUUUAAGCUUGUUCCUUAUGAUAAGUUGAUACAUAAGAAGCCUUUCAAAGGAUUGUUGUUUGAUUCGUUGGACAUUGGUCUUGACUUUUACAAGACUUAUGGUAAAGAAUCUGGUUUUGAUGUGAAUAUGUCAAGUCUAAAAAGAUACAAUGAUGGCACAAUUCGUAUUAGAUAUUCGACAUGUAGUAGAUCUGGUUUCACGGAGUCAUUCAAGAAUGAAAAUAUUAAUGUGAAAUUUUCAGAUGUUAAGGGAAGGAGAACUUCUUCUAAGACGAACGGAUGCCCUGCUGUUUCAAAGUUCAAGAAUCUCCGAUGUUCUUUAAUGUUCUACAUUUAUGUGUUUGUUGAAGAUCACAACCAUGAACUUGUUGCUCAAGAUCAGUUGCACUUAUUAAGGAUUAAUAGGACAAUGGAUUUUCUUGAUGAAUCCUUUAUACAUAAGAUUCCUAUUGAUGUUUAUAACCAUCCGGACUUCCAGAAGACAUUUUUUGAUAUUAUAUGGAAUCUUCAAUGUUCUCCACAAGAUUUUGAAAGUUCGUGGUCAACAAUGUUAGAUAAGUUUCAUCUAAAAGAAAAUGAUUGGUUAAGUGCAAUGGAGAAGCAAAGGCAUCAUCAAUCUUUAUUAGAUUAUCAGUCCACAACUACUACCCCCAAGCUAAGGACUCCUUUGGCUAUUGAAAAGCAUGCAUCGAAAAUUUAUACACAUAAUAUUUUCUUGGACAUUCAGAAAGAGUUAUACAAAUCUGUGUUUUAUUGUGUUCAAGAAUUUGUAGUUAUUGAAGAUAAAAGCGAAGUUUAUGUUUUGAGAGAUAAGAAGAAAAAAAAGUUGAUUGACAAAAAUGUGAAUGAGGAUGAAGAUUCUGAUGAUUUUUAUCGAAAUAGUCUUCCUUCUCAUUGUCCUAAUACUCGUUACAAGGUUGUAUUUAGUAGAAGGGGUGAUAGCAUUAGCAUCAGUUGUAGUUGCAUGCUUUUUGUCCAGGAAGGAUUGUUAUGUCGUCAUAUGUUUUUCAUAUUAAAUAUGAAAGAGUAUGAUGAAAUUCCAUCAACUUUCAUUUUGAGGAGAUGGAGAAAAGAUAUCAUAGCUGAUGGAUUGUUGAGAAAAAAGUGCUCAUAUCCUCAUAAAGGCAGUAAAAAUGAAUGUUUGAUUCAAGAUGCGUAUGCUAUUCUUCGUUUGUCCAUUAACAAGAUAGCAAAUAAUGAGGAUGAGUUGGCUAAAUAUAUAAAGCAACUUCAGGAGGUUAAUAGUGGUAUUCCUUUAUGUACCUCAUCAAGGGUAUCUUCGAAUAGAUCAGUUCACAUUGAAAAAAUUAUUGGAGCUGCAGUACCUGAUGUUAUCAACAUUCAUAAUCCAGAGGGGAUCAGAAACAAGGGAUGGGCCAGUGGUAAAAGAAUCAAGAGCACUAGAGAGAAAGUGAUUGAGAAAUCUAAAAAGGGUUCUAGGUUGUGCAGUUUAUGUCAUAAACCAAAUCACAAUGCUAGGAGUUGCAUUUUGAGGUUAAAGAAGUCUGAUUUAGAAUCUGAGGUUACAGAAGGCUGA